This is a messenger RNA of Aegilops tauschii subsp. strangulata, 814 nucleotides long. Its product is annotated as cytochrome b5. The record is from RefSeq and is a predicted model, not a curated record. Gene Ontology annotation, molecular function: heme binding. Gene Ontology annotation, cellular component: intracellular membrane-bounded organelle; membrane. Lineage: Eukaryota; Viridiplantae; Streptophyta; Magnoliopsida; Poales; Poaceae.
CCCGAAAUCCCCACCCAAGGCAGUUCUUCUUUCUCUGCAAGGCAAGCGGCGGCAGAUUGAAGAACAGAUACCUGGUCCAGAAUCCAGAUACCCACCCUCCUUCUUCCUCUGCAAGCCGGGGCAGAUUCACCCACUCUGUACAGCAGUAUUCCCUCGCCCCCGCCCUCGCCCCUCGCCGAUCGGACUGGGAAAGCGAGAGCGGGAUGCCGACGCUGACGAAGCUGUACAGCAUGAAGGAGGCCGCCCUCCACAACACCCCCGAGGACUGCUGGAUCGUCGUCGACGGCAAGAUUUAUGAUGUGACCGCGUAUUUGGAUGACCAUCCUGGGGGUGCUGAUGUUCUGCUUGCCGUGACUGGUAUGGAUGGCACCGAGGAAUUUGAAGAUGCGGGCCACAGCAAGGAUGCCAAGGAGUUAAUGAAGGAUUACUUCAUUGGGGAAUUGGACUUGGACGAAACACCUGACAUGCCUGAGAUGGAGGUUUUCAGGAAAGAGCAGGACAAGGACUUCGCCAGCAAGCUGGCGGCUUACGCUGUGCAGUACUGGGCCAUUCCGGUAGCAGCAGUCGGGAUAUCAGCCGUGGUUGCCAUAUUGUAUGCACGAAGGAAGUGAUGACUGGUUAUAGGUUGAUUGAAGAACCAUUUUGGGGUAACCAACACAUUUAUAGCUGGUUAUGGAUGGAGAGAUUAUGUACUUCUGUCCAAAGGGGAAGACAUUGAGCCCUUAGGUACUUGAGUCAAAUAUUUGUCCACAAAAUUGGUGGUACUAUUUUAUCAAUAUGUCAUUCUAUGGAUGGAUUCAUUUCAAGACCUGAA